GGUUUUUAAAAGCUGCUGCUCAACAACAUGUAGGGAUAAAAGGCAAGAAACGCGAGUGCCGUCAAAUGCGGAUUACAUUUCAUCUGAUCUGAGCGCUCGGGACUUAAGGAGUUCGUCAAAACUCGAGAGUAUUCGGAAGAAUAGAGAUCAAAUACUGUUCCUCCUGUCAUCUCUAAAGUUAAGGAGCGAAUACAAGGAAAGUGUUGUUUGAGUGAUUUUUACUAAGCGAAACCAGUCGGGAGGUCCGAAUCUGAGGUUCAUCAUCAGCAGACAAGAUGCAUCGUUGUACAACAGCAGCGUUGCUAUUGUUAAUUAUUGCUUUAUAUUCCCUCCAAGCAGAAGCCUACAAGUGCAGGUGCACAAGAAAAGGGCCAAAGAUUCGCUACAAGGAUGUGCAAAAACUGGAGAUUAAACCCAAACAUCCUUUCUGCCAAGAGAAGAUGAUAUUUGUCACCAUGGAGAAUGUGUCACGCUUCAAGGGGCAGGAGUACUGUCUGCACCCUAAACUGCAAAGCACCAAAAACCUGGUCAAGUGGUUCCGGAUCUGGAAGGAUAAGCAUAGGGUGUAUGAAGCUUAACAUAUAGAUUAUGUAUACAAAGGGAACAAGUGGGGGGAAAAAAACAUUAAGACUGUUUUUGUGAAGAACAAGACAUUAUCUCCCAGCAAUCAGUACUUGGUCUUGGAGUGAGAUUUAUCAAGCAGUGAUGUCUAGUUUUCUGGUGCCGUUUAAGUUUGCCAUCAGGCUAAUUAUUGUUACUCACUUAAGUCAUUUCAACUGUAAUAAUGGUCAUAUUUCUACAAUGCCAACAUUCAAGGCUGUGAAAGAUGAUACAGGAGGAAAUGCUAUGAAAGAGGUCCUUCAUUAAUCUGGCCCAAUGUGUUUUUCUUUCGAAUAGGAGAUGUUUUGUAUGCCCUUGAACCAUUUGUUUAUUCUGGUGACUACAGUAUGUGGAUGUCUUGUAAGAUGAAAGGAACAUAGGGUUCUUGUUAUUGUACCAACUGAGAGUAAUCCUGCUGUAUCUUGCUGUGCACUCCAGAAGUGUCAAACAUAGCAUACUGUAUACGUGUCUAGCGAAUGUGAUGAAGAGAAUUAUUUAAAAACAACUCUAUGUAUAUCAUUCAGUUUGUACAUUUGAGUCCAUUCAAAGAGAAUAGUGUAGAAGAGAAAGAAACACAUUCAGAUGACUAGGUCAAUGUCAUUUUAGAUGUCCUUGGUGCCAGUCCCUUACCAUUAUGCAAUAAGUCAGUUGUAGGUUAUUAUGAGGGGUAUGUAAAGUCAGCCUGUUCAUUUAGAUCUUGUAAGACAUAUAUUUUCUGUACCUGGUAGGAACUAUUGUAAACAGCUAUUGUAUAAUAAAUUGUCCAUUUGUCGUA
Molecule: messenger RNA, 1375 nt
Organism: Oncorhynchus masou masou (cherry salmon)
Lineage: Eukaryota; Metazoa; Chordata; Actinopteri; Salmoniformes; Salmonidae
Product: C-X-C motif chemokine 14-like
Exons: 4
Coding region: 276-578 (100 amino acids)
Biological process (GO): immune response
Cellular component (GO): extracellular region
Molecular function (GO): chemokine activity
Source: RefSeq, a predicted model, not a curated record